Akanthomyces muscarius is the source of this 1071-nucleotide messenger RNA. RefSeq lists its product as uncharacterized. The transcript has a single exon. Bases 1 to 1071 code for a protein of 356 amino acids. Lineage: Eukaryota; Fungi; Ascomycota; Sordariomycetes; Hypocreales; Cordycipitaceae. The record is from RefSeq and is a predicted model, not a curated record. Gene Ontology annotation, molecular function: oxidoreductase activity, acting on the CH-OH group of donors, NAD or NADP as acceptor.
AUGGCCGACGACAACGGUAAACUGGUCCUCGUCACGGGCGGCUCCGGCUUCAUCGCCCUGCACGUCAUCCACAAGCUCCUGGAGAAGAACUACCGCGUGCGUGCCACGGUGCGCUCGCUCAAGCGCGGCGACGACGUGCGCGCGGCCAUCCGCUCGGCGGGCGUCCCCGCCGCCCAGGCCGACGCCCUCGAGUUCACCGAGGUCGACCUCCUCGGCGAGGCCGGCUGGGACGCGGCCUGCGCGGGCGUCGACUACGUCCUGCACGUCGCGUCGCCGUUUCCCGCCAGCGAGCCCAAGGACGAGAACGAGCUGAUCCGGCCGGCGCGCGAGGGCACGCUGCGGGCGCUGCGCGCCGCGAAAAAGGCCGGCACCGUGAGGCGCGUCGUCGUGACGUCGUCGGUCGCCUCCAUCAUGUACGGCCACGGCCCGCGCGGCAAGGACCAGCCGUUUACGGAGAAGGACUGGACGGAGCUGGAGCACCCCAGGUCGCACGUCGGCGCGUACCCCAAGAGCAAGACGCUCGCCGAGCGCGCGGCGUGGGACUGGCUCGCGGGCGACGAGGGCAAGGGCGCGUUUGAGCUGACGACGGUGAACCCCGUCGUCGUGUACGGGCCGUCGCUCGGCAGGGGCGUCAACACGAGCCUCGAGAUCCCGCGGCGCCUGCUGAGCGGCGAGAUGCCCGCCAUCCCCGACAUCAGCCUCGGCGUCGUCGACGUCCGCGACGUGGCCGACCUGCACGUGCUGGCGCUCGAGUCGCCGCGCGCCGCGGGCCAGCGCUACAUUGCCGUCUCGGACGAGCCGUCCGUGUCGAUGAAGCAGAUGGCCGCGGACCUCAAGGCGGGCCUGCCCGCCGAGGACACGAAAAAGGUGCCGAGCCUCGGCGCGCCCAAGUUCCUGAUGCGCCUCGCGGGACUCUUUGACAGCAGCAUCGCCGUAGUGCUGCCCGAGAUUGGCGUCGUCCGGCCCGUGUCCAACGCAAAGGCCAAGGAGGAGCUGGGCUGGCGGCCGCGCAGCGCGGCCGAGGCGCUGGUGGCGAGCGCAAAGAGCCUCAAGGCCAACGGCGAGCUUUGA